GGACAUGUGUCACAGUGUCCCAAGACGAGAUCUGAACCCCGAGUUUUUUCCCUCCAGUGGUGAUGACCGAUGUUACUCAUUUGCAAAUUUAUAGAACGGGCUUAGGCUCUUUAUCAUAGACUUUGUCUCAAAGUUUGCGUUGAUAUUACAUUACUUUCAAAAUGUCAAAUUAAGAAUUUAUGUACGAAGAGGAGCGUGUUACGAUUCAGAGAAGACGAUGAGGAAUGGGAACAAUAAAAAGGGUUAUAUUUACUACAUAUAUAUUUCAAGCAAUUUAUUGCCAAGGUCCAUUGCUGGUGCUUUUCUCGUUUGAAGGCGAUACGCUUAUUACUUCCGAAAAUGGAGAUCUCAGCUUUACUUUCUGGCCGAACAUUGCAGCAAAUAAUCAGUUCCAAGGGAUUUAUAGAAUGGAGGUACAAACCAGAACAAGCGAUAACAAUUAUGAAUAUGACGGACGAGUUGUUCGGUGGAACAACACAUGCAUCGUCACGUAUGAGAAUUCAGUUCGCUGUCUCAGUGAUAACGGUCCUGCAAAACUCUCUAGAAGAGUGAACCGAUCGCAUCUGGAAAUAGUAUGGACCUGCUCGUGGAAAGACUCAGAUUCUCAAAGUCUAAGAAACAUAGAAAGGAGAUUUAAUCUUAAGAUGUCUCAUGGCUGUGUUUCUCUUUUCUCAACUCCAGUAAUGGCUGGAUUUCUCAUUGUGCUGCUUGCUUUUGCAUUUAUCUGCCUGCUAAUCAUUGCAAACAGGAUUAGAAGCACAAAGAUGCGGACCUUAAACACCAACUCAUACAUCAGUAUGAAGACCAUUGGAAAUUUCAGCUCAAAGUUAAAGAGGAAAAAAGUUUCCAAUGCUUGUACCUUUGAGGUACAAACAUCAUUUGAAAAGAAGAGCGACGAGGCAAAGGACCAGAGCAAAGAAGACAAUGCAAGUGAUGAAGACUAUAACUUAAACUCUCAAAGUACAUGGGAUAAUGUCAAACUCCGCCUACAAAAUCCAGUAAUUGGAGAAAAAACACUAGCAGAAGUCUUUCCUGUCGAUGCCGAUAGUGAUAUUGACAUACGAUAAAGAGUAGAAAGUGUUUGCUUCCCCGCCCUGGCUACUGAAGUCCAAUAUGAGUGAAUCUAUAGUUAGGUUAGAGUCGCUCUAUGCACACCUCACUGGAAUCAUUUAAGGCAGCAGGUAGAGUCAGAUGUACAUAAUAAAUGUAGUUAAACAAACAUAACUGAGAUGUUAUGACUAAACAGUUUGUCAACAAGUGUUCAUUAUUGUCACGAUUAAUGAAUAUGAGAAUUUAAACAUUGUAAUUAUUUUGAAGGCAUUAAAAUACGAACUAAUUCUGUGUGACUGAGACAAUGAUAUCUUGUGUGCUUAUUAAGAGCAAAAAAAAAAAGAAAAGAAAAUAGUUGGUGACUAAUUUUAAAUAAACUGUAUUAUUCUCAGUCGUUUAA
This is a messenger RNA of Pomacea canaliculata, 1450 nucleotides long. RefSeq lists its product as uncharacterized. The coding region runs from base 225 to 1067 and encodes 280 amino acids. Lineage: Eukaryota; Metazoa; Mollusca; Gastropoda; Architaenioglossa; Ampullariidae. The transcript is spliced from 9 exons. The record is from RefSeq and is a predicted model, not a curated record.